GAUUCUCUGGUCUAUUUAACAAGGUCUUCUCUUGUGCAAGAUUGUGACUUGGAGUUUCUUAUUUCUUUUAAUAAAAAGCCAGAAGAGUGGAAAGAGAUGAGCUCAGUGAAACUCUGCUCUGUAAAGCUGAACGAUGGGUUCUUCAUGCCCAUGCUGGGAUUUGGCACCUCUGCUCCUAAUAAGGUUGCUAAGAGUGAGGUGCAAGAGGCUGUCAUGAGAGCAAUCGAUGUAGGCUACCGCCAUUUUGACUCCGCUUACUUGUAUCUAAAUGAAGAAGAGAUUGGGAGGGCCAUCCGGAAGAAGAUCGCUGAUGGCUCUGUGAAGAGAGAGGACAUAUUCUACACUUCAAAGGUGUGGGGAACCUUUUUACGUCCAGAAUUGGUUCGAACCAGCUUGGAAAUAUCGCUGAGGAAACUUCAGUUGAGCUAUGUGGAUCUUUAUCUUAUACAUAUCCCAGUACCUUUGAAGCCUGGGGAAGAGCUCUUCCCAAAGGACGAACACGGGGAACUCAUUUUCGACACAGUGGAUCUCUGUGCCACGUGGGACGCCAUGGACAAGUGUAAGGACUCAGGGCUGGCCAAGUCCAUCGGGGUGUCCAACUUCAACCGCGAGCAGCGGGAGAGGAUCCCGGACAAGCCCGGCCUCAAGUGCAAGCCCGUGUGCAACCAGGUGGAGUGUCACCCUUACCUCAACCAGAGCAAACUGCUGGGGUUCUGCAAGUCCCAGGACAUCGUCUUGACUGCGUACGCGGCCUUGGGGUCCAACUCAGGGAAGGAAUGGUUGAGCAAGAACAACCCAGUUCUCCUGGAGGAUCCAGUACUCAGUGCCAUUGCUGCAAGGCAGGCAAACCCAGCCCAGGUGGCCCUGCGCUACCAGCUGCAGCGGGGGGUGGGGGCCCUGGCCAAGAGCUUCAAUGAGGAGAGAAUUCGGGAGAACUUCCAGGUUUUGGAUUUCCAGUCGACACCAGAGGACAUGGAAAGUCUAGACAGUCUAAACAGGAACAUUCGCUAUUUUGUAGAUCCGUUAUUAAGCCGUCAUCCGGAUUUCCCAUUUUCUGAUGAGUGUUAACGGCAUUGUCUGUGCUCCUUCCAGAGUUCUUUGAUUUGGUUCGAUGAUUGGCAAACACCAGGCACUUGGUUUAUCCCAUUGCUGCCUCAUCAACCACGGUGUGACUCCGCAGGUUAGGAAAUGAAAGUCUCUAAACCAGUCUUUUCCCUCCAAAGUAAAUGAGAAUACGUUUCAAACAACCUAACCUAUCAAUGCCCUGACUUUUUAGUCUGUUUUGCUGUUUCCUGUGUCACUGAGGUUAAAAUGCUGAUAUGCACUGAAGUGAUCACAAGGAAAAUAUAAAUCCCUAAAAAAAAACUAACCAUUUAGUUAUUUCCAAAGUCUAGCUUUUUACUUGUUCAUAAGAAUUUUUUUCUCUUUGGCUCUGAGAAUUUACCACACUUACACAAUUUUAUCAGACCUUUUAAAGGGAUCUAAAACUCAAUUCAUAGGUAAUAUAAAAGCUGUCAUAUUUCCACAAAAAAAUUAGUCAUAAUGCCACAAACAAGGAAAGUGUCAAGCUGAAUGAAAAAGGACGACCAAGAUCUGAAAAUUAUCUGAUAAAGAUUUUAGAGCCACCAUUAUAAACACUGUUCCAACGAGCAAUGACAAACACACUUGGAACUGGUGGAAAGAUAGAAAGUUUCAAUAAAGAAACAGAAGACAUAAAGAAUUACAAAAUGGAAAUUUUAGAGCUAAAAAUUACAAGAAUCAAAACAAGAAACUCAAAGGAUAAACAGAGGGGGCGCCCGGGUGGUUCAGUUGGUUGAGUGUCCAACUCUUCCAUUUCAGCUCAGGUCAUGAUCUCACGGUUUGUGGGCUCAAGCUCUGAGUCAGGCUCUUCGCUGACAGUGGGAAGCCUGCUUGGAAUUCUCUCUCCCUCCCUCAAAAAUAAAUAAACUUUAAGAAAAAGACAUUAAGGGACAGAGGAAAUAACGUACUGGAAGAUAAAACAAUAUAAAUAACCCAACAGGAACAAGAGAGAGAAAGUCAGCUGGAAAAAACAAAACAAAACAACAUCCUUGUGGACCUUGAAGAAGAACAAGAGUUCUAACACUGUGUCUUUGGAGUAGAAGGAAUUUGGAGAUGUUGGUAAAAGAUACGACUUUUAAGUUAUGAGGACCUUAUGUUCGGCAUGGUAAUUACAGUUAAUGAUAUUGGACUGUAUAAUUGAUAUUUGCUUAAAGACUAGAUUGUGAGUGCUUUCACCAAAAAAAAGGUGACCAGGGGCGCCUGGGUGGCUUAGUCGGUUGAAUGUCCGACUUCAGCUCAGGUCAUGAUCUCGUGGUCUGAGUUCAAGCUCCGCGUCGGGCUCUGUGCUGACAGAGCCUGGAGCCUGCUUCCGAUUCUGUGUCUCCCUCUCUCUCUCUCUCUGUCUCUCUCUCUGCCC
Molecule: messenger RNA, 2437 nt
Organism: Panthera uncia (snow leopard)
Lineage: Eukaryota; Metazoa; Chordata; Mammalia; Carnivora; Felidae
Product: aldo-keto reductase family 1 member C3-like
Biological process (GO): prostaglandin metabolic process; daunorubicin metabolic process; doxorubicin metabolic process
Cellular component (GO): cytosol
Molecular function (GO): aldose reductase (NADPH) activity; androsterone dehydrogenase [NAD(P)+] activity; bile acid binding
Source: RefSeq, a predicted model, not a curated record